UUAUUAGGUCCACGCGUUUUUAUAAAUCUUUUUUGAGAAGAACUUCCAGUCUUCCACAAAGCAUUUUUGCCUCUGAGAGAGCAGCUAGAAGCGUAGAAGCUUGAGUUUAUAUAUGAUUAAAGGCCAUGAAACAGUAGAUCAAAGGAAAGAAGAGAGGACACUAAAGAUUACACAACAAUUCCUUGUAAACUUAGCCAGAAAAAGAUCGAAGAUGACGAAGAAGGCGAGAGCAGAUCUUAACAACUCUCAGUUAGGCUUCCUUGAGCACAAGAGGAAGAAGAAAUGGGUAGAUCAGAAGACUGGCUCUAUUUGCUUCAUGUUGUAUGCAAGGUCACUCUAUGUCACUUGGGGUGCUAAAAGCGAAAACUGGGCUUGGAACUGUUUCAAGGAAACAAGUGAUGAAAACAUUGAAGUAGCCAAACUUGAGGCUGUUUGUUGGUUGGACGUGAGAGGGAAGGUGAACAUGUCGGAGCUGUCGCCGGAGGUUUUGUAUGAAGUUGUGUAUGAAGUAAAGUUGAAAAGAGGUGCUUCUGGUUGGGAGCUUCCCAUAAUACUUAAACUUUCACUACCAGAUGGAAGAAUUCAACAACGACACGUUAGUCUUUUGGAGAAGCCAAGAGGAGAAUGGAUAGAGCUGAGUGUCGGCUGCUUCAAGCUCAAGAAUGGAGAAUCAGGAGAAGUGGGGUUCGAUAUUAUGGAGCAUGGAGGACAUUGGAAAAGUGGACUUAUAAUUAGGGGUGCCAUCCUUAGGCCAUCUCAGAGGAUGAGUAGUACUGAUCUCUGAGUCAAUUAUAUAUGGAAGAUAUAAUAAUGCAAAUGCAUGCUCGAUCGAUCGUUGUUAUUAUUAACAAGAGACGUACGUGCGCUCUGUCAUGUUGUGCUUCAUCGUAAUUAGAUCUUUCUAUUAUGAAUA
Molecule: messenger RNA, 913 nt
Organism: Juglans microcarpa x Juglans regia
Lineage: Eukaryota; Viridiplantae; Streptophyta; Magnoliopsida; Fagales; Juglandaceae
Product: lectin-like
Exons: 3
Coding region: 113-784 (223 amino acids)
Source: RefSeq, a predicted model, not a curated record